Molecule: messenger RNA, 1705 nt
Organism: Durusdinium trenchii
Lineage: Eukaryota; Dinophyceae; Suessiales; Symbiodiniaceae
Source: the annotation of a GenBank genome assembly
UGCGGAUCUUCCCACAUUUUUGACAAGUUUUCGGCCGCUGCAAGCCAUGGCGGCCCGCGGAUGGUCAGUUUUCAUCCUUUGUUUGCUUGUUGCAACUUUGAGAAUGGGUUUUACUUGGGUGGAAUCUCGCUAUUCUUUUCGGUCUAGACCAUUCCGUCUACGAGGCCUGGAAAGACAGGCUCGGCAAGAGCGCUCCAGCUAUGAUUCCUCUCCCGAGUGGACGAAAUCCGUAGUAAAUGGCUUGACCGGCCUUGUGAAUGGCGUGAUGGGCGGAGAAGCCCCACCACUUCCUCAAAGAAGAUUUGAUAAAAUUGGAUCGCAGCAAUUGCUAGAAGGCAUCAGAGCUGACUUCGAAGAAAGACAGUACCUGUGGUCUGGAGACAUUGAUCUUGAGCUGUAUGAUGAGGACUGCUCAUUCACAGAUCCAACUAUAUCUUUCCAAGGGCUCUCAAAGUUCCAGUCCAACAUGCGUAGCCUGGCUCCGAUUGUGGAUACGCUUGUUCCAAAGGAAAAGAGGAGAUGCAUCCUCCGGGACAUCAAGCUUGACAAUGGAGAAGUUUUCGCCAAGUGGCGAAUGGUUGGAGAUAUUCAGCUUCCCUGGUCACCACGCAUUGACAUUGGGGGCCAAACCAGGUAUUCACCAGGAACAGACGGGCGCAUCCAAACAUACUUUGAGCAAUGGGAUAUUGAUGCAGGAGAAGCCUUGGCCCAACUUGUUCAACCUCGAAGAGAGGCCGUUGACCAUUGGCCAAUGCAAUUGGAUGGCGCACCACCACCCAAGCCUGCUAUUCUUUUCAACGAGCCACAGCCUGUGGUGCUACUCCCUGGCUUCGGUAAUGAUGCCCGAGACUAUUCAGAGCCACUGGGUCAAGAUGAAGCAGUCGGACUAAGAGCAUGUUUAGAAAGGCGGAAUUUGUUGACCUCAGUAGUGCCAGUGAAGCGAAGUGACUGGCUGCGUGUUUUCGUGGGGAUCCUUCUUGAUGAUGAUGCGCGCGCUGGCAAUGGAACAGCUCAAGGUGCGUAUAAGUGGUAUUUGGAUCUCACACAAGAAGCAAUUGAAGACAGCUUCAGAUCUACUGGCAAAGCAGCGGUUCUGGUCGGCCAUAGUGCUGGAGGCUGGCUUGGGCGUGCAGUGCUUGAGAGAGAAGGGCGCGAAUGGACGCAGAAGCAUGUGCAAGGGCUAGUGACAUUGGGAACCCCGCACAAGCCCCCCCCAGAGGGGCAAAUGGAUAUGACUUUUGGAUGCCUCCGCAACUUGAACAAAGCCCAUCCUGGAGCAUACUUCUCAGAUGAUAUGUUUUAUGUGUCGAUCGCGGGCGAUGCUGUGGUUGGACAGAAGAUUGAGGGCAACAUACCUAUCGUUGAGCUGAUCCAGUCGCCAUCGCCGGAGUCCACUGCUUGGAACAGCUACCAGGCCCUGGGUGGUGUGGGAAAUCUCACUGGAGACGGUCUCGUGCCGGUGGAAUGGGCUCACCUUCCUGGUGCUGAGCAGCUCACCAUCAAGGGCUGCUUGCAUAGCAUCAAUAUCGCAGGAACAACACUUCCUACCAAUAGCUCUUACUUGUGUGAGAGCUUCGUUGACCAAUGGUUGGAAAAGGUCCUUGGGGCAGUGAAUGCAGUCAGCGCCACCUCCGGAGCUUGAAGCUCACCACUUUUGGAAAGCCUGGCGUUCUUUUCUGUUCAGACAGGAUUGCUUGCUUGGUGC